CCAACUCUUCAUCCUAGGUCAUCCUCUUUUUUCAUCCUAACUCGUCGCUUCCCUCGUCUGUGUUGACGCUUUCCUCCUUAGGUCGGCUUCGCUCCUUUUCACUUCUAGCAGGGCCGGCUUCAUCUCCUCGUUUCUACCAGGCGUCGUGUCCUUCUCGUUGCUCUUACUACGCCUUUCAGGCCGGUUCCUAAAUCUCGUCAAGUUCUGAGAGGUCUCUAAACUUGGCCUCCUUCUCGUCGCUCUUACUAGGCUUUUAGGUCGGUUUCCGGAUCCCGUCAAGCCGGCACGAUGAUGGCGCUAUGGGAAUACGUUCUUAAUUGGUUACGCAGUCUCUUCUUCCAGCAGGAGAUGGAGCUCUCGCUCAUCGGCCUUCAGAACGCGGGCAAGACGUCGCUCGUCAACGUCAUCGCUACUGGCGGCUUCAAUGAAGACAUGAUCCCCACGGUGGGCUUUAACAUGCGCAAGGUGACGAAAGGGAAUGUGAGCAUCAAGCUGUGGGAUCUGGGCGGGCAACCGAGAUUCAGAAGCAUGUGGGAGAGAUACUGCCGAGGCGUGUCCGCCAUCGUCUAUGUGGUGGAUGCAUCGGACCAUGACAACAUCCCUGUGUCGCGCAGAGAGCUGCAUGAGCUGCUCAGCAAACCCUCUCUCGCCGGCAUCCCGCUGCUGCUGCUGGGGAACAAGUGCGACAAGGCAGAAGCCAUCUCCAGGGAUGCGCUUAUUGAGGCUAUGGGAUUGAACCAGGUGAUGCAGGGCAGGGAAGUGUGCUGCUACAGCAUCUCCUGCAAGCACACGACUAACAUUGAUGUCGUUAUUGACUGGCUUAUCAAGCACGCCAAGAACAAGUCCUAGAAUAUUUGUACUGCCUGAGUUUGUCGAAGUUGGAGUGUUUCUCCAACUGCACCGUGACAUGUACUGGUAGCUCUAAGGCUCUUAGCCUCUUGUAUAGCUCUUCUCUGUUCUUUAUUGCCUGUUAUCUUGUAGAAUUUCUUCAUAUGAACCUCAAUUUGUUUGAAGCA
Molecule: messenger RNA, 1016 nt
Organism: Closterium sp. NIES-67
Lineage: Eukaryota; Viridiplantae; Streptophyta; Zygnematophyceae; Desmidiales; Closteriaceae
Source: the annotation of a GenBank genome assembly